AUGAUGGUUUGAAACUUCACUAAAAAAAACCUGUAUGUGCGGACUGCGGCGAGGCUCAUAAUUUAGUGACCACACAAAAAAUAUCCACAAUUUUACUAAUCUGGGUAGAACCAAUUCUAGAAAUCACAAAGAAAUGAUAUUUCGGUUUUUUAUCAACUAUUUAUAACCGUAACACGAACAAAAACAGUAUGUACUAUCGAUAAACGGAACUUUUUAAAUCGUGACUAUUGUUGUAACUUUUUCAGUUAGCUUUGAAUACCUACUCAAAGCGGAAUGGAAGGCGAACAAUUUUCUCUUUGUUGGAAUAAUUUCCACGCUAAUUUAAGUUCAGGCUUUCACACUUUAUUUAAAGAUGAAGAUCUUGUGGAUGUGACUCUAGCUGCAGAGGGAAAGUUCUUGAAGGCACAUAAAACAGUGUUAUCAGUUUGUAGUCCAUUUUUUAAAGACUUAUUUAGAGUAAAUCCGUGUAAACAUCCUAUAGUCAUAUUGCCUGAUGUAAAUUAUAAUGCCCUUUGCAGCCUCCUACAGUUUAUGUAUCAAGGUGAAGUUAGUGUUAGCCAGGAAGAGAUUCCAACUUUUAUGAGAGUUGCUGAAAUGUUGAAAGUUAAAGGAUUAACAGAUAACAAUCCGGCAGCAGCUACUUCGGAGACAAAUGGUUACACGAACAGUAACAGAAAUAAUUUUGGAUAUCAAGAUCAAAGACAAAACAUUAUGAAGAGACCUAGACCAGUAAAAAAGAUUAUUAGACCAAUUCAACAGUUAAGGCCUAUAGAAAGUCCAAAAUUAACAAAGUCUUCAUCACCUCACCAACCUCAAGUACCACAGUCCCAUUCUCCAUCUACUGUGAAUCCUCCUGCAAAAAAGCCAUUAUUAGAAAAUGAUCAUCCACAAGUACCAAGCUCAACGACUAUCCAACAAACUCAGUUAAGAUCAGAAGACUAUCAAGAACCUCUUAUUAAGCCAAAACUGGAGCCGAUUGAUCAUCAUGAUGAAGAAAAUACAUCCCAUUCAGGUGAAGAUCCUAAUAUGGAAUUAUCUAAUACAGCAGAAAACUCUCAAGGGGAACCUUCACCUUCUCAUAGUUUGGCAUCUUGGCCUCCUUUUGAUAUGCCACCACCGCCUUCUCAAGACUCAUCUUCUCCUGGUACGAUCCAGUGCAUCCUCGGAAAACGCGGCUGUCCUCGUUUAAUCGUUGACGGUUUCGUGUUUUAUAAAAAAAGCGUUUACAAGGGCAAAGCCUUCUGGUAUUGCAAGAAUAGUCGCACGCCCGAAAAGUGCCAGGCCGUUUGCUGGACGAUGAACGGCAAUAUAGUAAAAUGGCCCUAUAUGCAUUGUCAUCCUCCCAUACCGGACAUAUUUAAUCCCGAAGAAGAUACCGAAGUACCUAUCGAAAAUUUGCAAGAGGUUUUGUGGCAGACUUCGUUUAAUUAGAAAUGUUUAUAUCAUACAGCUUUUAAAUGCGGCGUUUGCCACAUUUCAUUCAAAAUACUUCAUUUCUACUAAACGAGGUAUUGUUAUCAAUAACUUGAAUUGAAUAUGUUGGGCUGAAAAUAUGCGUAUUAUGAUGACAAAACCUUCUCACUCUUCAUAAUAGUAUUCAAAAUAAGCUGGACAAGUAAUAAAAUUAACUUAUAUACUUGUAGAUCCAAUACACAAAAUUGAAAAAAUAUUCUGCUCAAAUAAAGUAUGCAAUUUUAGUCUUGGCCAACAAAAUAAAUUAUUUGUAACUUGCGUGCUUCCUUCGAGGAAUUGAAAAUUAUUAGAGUAUAAUACUGCCCCUACCCUUUAAGAGUCAAGGAGUUUUAUUAUUCUUUUUCUUCUCAAAAUUGUCUAAUGAAAUAUUUCCCAUUAAAUCCUUUAAGAAAGAUAUUAUUUUAUAGGGUGUUUCCUCUUGUACAUUUUUCUUUGAAACCAUUUCACGCCCUAAGGUGACAUCAAUUAAGGAUCAAGCUACUUACGGCAAUAUCUCUAUGGUAUUGAACUUCAGUUGAAGAUUUAUAAUGAAAAUCAUGCUAAGUGCCAUGUAAUGUAAUUUUGAAAAAAAAACGUCAUGUUCUAAAAUUGCUUGUCCUGAUAUUUUUGUUACUUUGUUUUCCAACAGAUAUACCACCUGAUUUUAGUUUUUAAUGUUUAACCAAAUUUUUUGGGAAUAUAUUUUUUAAUUUGAAAUAUUUUGUAAUAUUCCUGAAGAAAUGUAAGUACCAGCAUAAUUGAAUGAAAACUGAGUUCAGUAGGUGUUUGAAAAAAAACAAAAAUUAUGCUAGACUCUUCAAAAAAGUUUAAGAAUAUUACUACUUAACGGUACUGGGAAGCGUUUUUUUAAUUAAAAAAAAAACAUUACAUUACAUGAUCUCUCUAUUUUUUAGCCUAGAUUCCUCACUGACUUUGAGAAAAGAUUUGAAAAAAAGUGAGUUAUACAAUUUUCUACAUUCAAAAUCCGUGCCAAUUUCUGAAUAACUCGUAUAAUUUCUUGUUAUUUUGAACCCGACUUUCUCUAUUUCCUAAACCUUGAAAUAUCCUUACGUAUAAUUAUUUAGUGAUUCAUGAUUGUUGGUUACUCGUUUUUUUUAUUUCCGAGACCUGACAUUCUUCUCAAUAUUUUUCUUUGUACAAUUUUAUGUAUGUAUGUGGAUAUUGGGGUGUCAUAUACCCUGCGACUUAAAGGAUCUAUUGUGUUAAUCCCCCUCCUUUUAGAAAGUCCAAAAUGUGGGAUGACUGUAGUGUCAGAGAUCAUUGUCUUUUAUUUCAUAGUAGUGUAGGGCUGUGGAGGAUAGAGGUUUAGUCCUCUGAACAACAAAAUCUGAACGUCGCAUUAACUGCUAAGUCUAGCGUCUUCAGAUGUCUGUUGAGGCGACAGUACCCCGAUAGGACUCCUGUUAGAUCGUUCUUACUUAUGUUGAUACAUUCAGCAGAUCUACUCUGGUUAUAAUUUCCCAGGAAAUUUUUUGCCUACUGCUCCUCAGCUCCUGUAGAUUGUCUGAAUAAUUCGUUUUGCUCCUAUCUACCUUCUUUUUCAGUGAUUUUUCCAUUAUUCUGUAGCUGAUGCCACAGAAGAGUUUGGGUCUCAUGAAGGACUUGUCUGCCCUCGCUUUAGCGAGCUUAUCAGCUAUUUAAUUUUUUAUUUUUCUUGACUAGCUCGUUUAACUUUUCUAGGCAAUCCCAAAUAAGUUUGGAUUUUAUGAUAUUAGAGCUUGAAUUUCUAACGGCCGCCUUGCUAUCGGACAGGAUGAUGAUCUCCUGUUUGGGAUUAAACAGGACACAUUAUUCAAUUGCAUACAUUUCUGCUUGAAAAAUGCUUGGUGUGUUGUCCAGGUUUUCAGAGUGUUUGGUUCUUGGUCCGUACAUUUCUAUUCCAGUUUUGUCUGUUGCUUUAGAUCCAUAGGUUUACUAUUUAAUAUUUCUGUUCAUUUCUUGUAUGGUGUUAUGAUAUCAUUUACUUCUCCAGCUUAGUAUUGAGAUAAAUUUUUUCGCAAAACUAAACUUUUCCGAUGCUUUAUCCUGACGCAUUUUUUUUUCAAUUUUAAAUUUAAUGUCGUCUUCCUGGGUUAAGCACAUUGUUUCAGCUGCUGGUCAUUAUUUUGUAGAUUUUUAUUAAGAUAUGUUUGCUAAGAAAUGUUACAACAUAGUUUAUUGUCUGAUUUAUCUAUAUACUUCCUCUAGUUUUACUGUCUACCAUUACUCCCAAGCAUUUAUUUGUUAUUUCAUUUGGAGCUCACCAUAUAUUUUAUCUUAUUUUGAUUAUUGUUGUGUUCUCAAUUUUUUUUAAAUUUUUGCUUAACUUGAUCGGGUCUUUUAUAAUCUUGCAACGCCACUAACAGUAACCAAGUCAUCUACAUUUUCCAUUAUCUGGGUUGUUUCUAUUACUGCCUCUAUAGAUAUUAUUGUAGGAAAUUAAACGGCCUACAAAAAAGGUCUGAAAUAAUUUUUCGCUAAGUCAACUCGGUUAAAAGUUAUUCGCAGUUUAAGUUCAACCUAAAAUAACAUAUGAUCACUCUCACAAUCUUUUAUAAUUUUUUAUAUACAAAAAAAUGUCUUAGAAACAUUUAUUAUAUAGCACGAUUCGAAUGUAAGCGUUAAAAACUGAUUCUAAAUAAUAAAUAAUUGAAUAAUAGACUGAAUCAAAUCAAAAAACUUCAGACUACAUUGAAAUCAGUUUUCAAAGCUUUCAUUCGAAUCGUGUUAUGUAACAUAAGUUUUUCUCAAUAAAUUUGGGAAGAAAAAAUGAGGAAAAUCAUGAAAAAUAUGUUGUUUUAUGUUUUUAACACGUUGAGCCCUGGUGUGGUCCAUAGGCCCUCAACUGAACUUUCCCCAGAGUGGUCCUAGGGACCACACGAUGUGUUUUAUUUUAAACCUUCUCCAUGGCCCAAGGUACUGCAUUUAAAGGUGUUUUACAGUUUGGUUGGACCGUCCUGAAACAUUACCCUACACUUGGUCCAUUUGAUUUUUUUUCAUAAUCUUCAACUCCAUUGUAAAACAAAAAACCUUACUGUUCAUAUUUCUUUUUACUUUCUUCAACAUAUUUCAAAUAAUAUAUAUUAAAAUUGUUAAUUUGUGUUAUUUUUACAUAACUUGUACCUAUUUUUGGUAUAUUUUGUAUAUAAAAAUGAAACUUUAAUUUUAAAAUAAAUACAAUAACAAUCAAUUGUUGUUAUAAUCACAAUUAUUUAUGUUUUUCCUCAAAACACGGAAUACAAUAAUGUGGUUUUCCAAAAUAAAGCCUGCAACAAGUAAUCACUGGUUUUACUUCGGAUUUUACAAUAAUUUUUUAUGAUUUUUUUUCACAACACCUCACACAAUCUCUUCUCACCUUGUGACUUGGACCUUUUUUCUUCACUAGUUUCUUUCUUCAGUAACUCUUUUGGUACACUAAUUUGAAAGUCGGUAAUAGAUAUAUUCUUUUUUGUUAUUCUUUUAUCAAGAAUAUGGGCAUUUACCAUUGCAGUACCAAGUAACAGAUCAAUAGCAAUUUUCCUAUACCACUUCAACGUCCUUCUCAAGGAAGUGCUGUAGCUUGGCAUUUGAUCAGAGAUCUAAAGCAGCUUUUCUGCUAACCCCAAAAUUGUAUAAUAAUUGUCUGUUACAAUUGUCAAGAAAAUUUUCCGCCAGACUCAUCACAACCUUUGUGGGUACAGACAAUUUUAUUAUAAAAAAACUAUAAAAGAUUGUGAAAGUCAUCAUGUAUUAUUUUAGGUUGAACUUAAACUGCGAAUAACUUUUAACCGACUUAGCGAAAAAUUAUUUUAGAUCUUUUUGUAGGCCGUUUAAUUUCUUACAAAAAUAUUUAAUUAUUUUUACUACACAAUAAUUCGUUAAAUUCCAAAAAGAAUUCCCGUUUGAUUUAAAUGGAAAAUAAAAAAUCACGAGGCACCUCUAAAUAUUGAUAUUUUAGAGUUCAAACUUUACAGAAUUUUUUUUUCGUCAUCUUGGACGAUAUUUCCGUAGUAGCUAAAAAAAUAAAAGUUUUUUUAGCCCACCCUAAUGAAGAUGUAUUUUUAAUACACAUGCUGUUAAUAAUUUGAUUAUGAUGUUAAUAUUCAAAUAGGGUUUCAUUGAAUUGGCAUUGUUAUGACCCGUAAUUUUUAUAAGCAUACCACUUUUGGCCAAUCGUCUAACCGUCAAUCUAUUGGAGAAUGUUUUUUCUUUUGUAUUCAAUCCAAUCACUUCGGCAGACAAUUUUGUCCAAUUUUGUCCAAUUUUGAAUUGUAUUUCUCCCAAUGGGCAUAUUAUCAUACUGGUGGUCAUUUUCGUUUUUCCAGAGGAGUUUCAUUCUUAGGAAUAAUCUGUUGAUUUUAGUAUUUGGGCCCCUUUUGGCAUCAAUUUUUUAAAUAAUAUAGCAGGACAAACGUUGCUGUUGUUGUUUUCUAUUGAAAAUUUGUUUUCAGUACACAUUCUUGAACUACCUUGGAAAGUCUUGCUGAAUGCAAGGUUAUAUUCAACUCGAUUUGUUACGGAACCAUCGAUGCUUCAUUCGCUACAAAAAAAAGUCAGUCAAGCAAGCAGCAAUUUCCCCACCUCGCCAAGCUAAUUAUACCUCGGCUAUGUGAUAGAAUUUUCGUUGCAUACAUUCAGGGGUAUUUUCAUUCCAUAAAUUCAUCAUUUUCGUUACUUCUGCGGAACUUAAUGCUCGCGUGCUUUUAGAAAUACAACACUUUUGAAUGGUUCAAUAAUAACUUUAAUUUCUUCAUAAUAUUGUUCUGGUAACAGCUUGCUUGUUAGGUUUCACAUGGUUUUGACCGUAUUUUCUUUAAACUCUGUACAAUCUUUUCUCCUCAUGCUACAAUCCUUUAAAAUCAACGCCAGUUCUUCCGCUGCCCGAUUUCCAUAUAAUUUAUAUUUUCUGUUAUUGCAAAAGUUCAUAAAUACUAUCCAUUUUUUAUUGUAAUCAGUAGUUUUUGGUAUAUUUGAUUUUAUAAUUUCAUUAAUAUUUUCGUCAGUAUUAACCAAAUGGUGACAUUUUGAAAUAUGGCAACGUGUCAACAGCCCAUGGGAUCUGUUUUAAGUAUGUUUUACUGAUUGAUUGUCUUCAAUCAGAUGACUUCAAAUUAAUUGAUUUCAUUGGAUUGCUACUAGAGCAAAACAUUUUCAAAAAAAUAACUUGUUUAACUUUUUUUUAUUAAUGUUAAAUAUAACGUUCAUUGUUUUAUUUGACGGUAAUCAUUUCUUUAGCUUCUUGUAAUUUUACCAAUAUACUCUCUUAGUUCCAUCAGCGACCUUCGUAAAGGGGUGGUUAACCCGAAUAAUUACAAAAUGGUAAAUUCUCGAAUAAAAAUUAAAUUACAAGUUAUUUAUUCAAACAUUUUUUUAAGGAAAAAUUGGAGGAUGAGGGUUUGGGUACUAACAAAUUAGAUCCAGUAAUUGCCUUUUCAAUCCUUACCCUUGAAAUAUUUCUCAGUGAUAAUUUUUUGAUAAUAAUAUUUUCUUUUUUGACUAGAGCUGUUUGUAUUAGAUCAAAAUAAAAAAAAAUCUACGAUGCUACUUUGUUUAGACUUGUAAGUUUCAAAUGUUCCAUUUAUUUAAUGAUUUUUUUGAAUAUUUAACAAAAUAACCUUCGACAAAAAGGUGAAAAAUAGUCCUACUUUUCAAUAUUAUAUAAAAAACUUGUUGGGAAAUCAAUUUAAAGUCCUUAGGUUUCAAGUACAGUUGGUCUUGUUGGUGUUCCUCAAUUUUUUGUGCUCACAGAUGACCAUCAUUUUAGUACAAUUAUUAUUACCUCGGCCCAUUCCGUUAUAUAAUCUCCUCCUGUCAAAAUUACUAAUAUAGUAAUAAUUUUUAUGUCUUCUCUAGCCAUUUUGUUCUGCUGAACACAAGAAAACGAGCUCGUGAUAUCAAACAAUAUCUGUCGGCUUUCAUUAACAUAUUUCUUCAAAAAAAUAUUUUUUGUCAAAGUUGAUAUUGUUAUUCUUACCCUGUUCAAAAUAUUGUCAUGAUGUCGCCAAUACAAGAAAUUCUUCUUUCUGGAUAUUACCUUCUUAUGUCACUGAAUCUAUAUUGGAGCUAACUAUAAAUGUGCUCCUCAUCCGAAAGUAGAAAAUACCAAAUAUAGAGAAUUUAAAUUGAAAUUUUGAACAUAAAAUUAGAACAAAUUAAAAAGGAAAAGUAUUUAAUAUCCGCUAUUAAAGUAGUUUUUUACUAGAGUACAAGAAGUAAAAUCGUUUGGCAUUAAUACAGUUGCUUACUAAUUUAUGAAGAGUCAGAUGUUCGGUUUGUGCUAUUGUGUGAAACAAUGCACGGGGCGCUGAGUAAUAAAUAUUUUCCAAAAACAAAACGUUUUAGGAUAUUGAAAAUUUUUAUUUUUUACUUAUUUAUAUUUUCAGCCCAAACAUCAAAAUAGUUAAAUCUUUAUUCAUGUUUAAGGAAAUACACAUGAAACAUAGUUUACUAUAUAAGUCACUAAGGAAGAAAAAUGUAGGUUAAGUUUUUAUCGAAGAAAUAUUUGAACUCUAUUUUGAAAGCAGGUUUAGUCCAAAGCUGUAAUUUUAUAUUUCAAAUACUCAUAAGACUUCAACAGCACGUACAUUCGCUCAAAUAGUGUCAUAAGUCAAAAAAUCUAUGGAGUAAUAAGUGUUUGAAAUUAAUUCAUUUCAUUUUUCCAGCACGAAUAGUACAAUAAAAGAUAUGUUUCAAUUUUUUGACUUAUGACACUAUUCGUGCGGAUGUGCGGGUAUAUGCUGCAAAAAUAUACUACGUCUCAAUACUAGUAGCUUUCCAAUUACACUAUUUGAGCACUCAAUCGAGCAAAUGGGUGCACAAUGCUUCAAACCUAUGGUCCAAAUUGUCGUUUGAGUCGAGCACAUUUGUAUUGUAUGAAGAAGACUAAAAGGGGUUAAGCAGGUAUAUAUAGUAAAACAUAUAAUUUAAAAAAAAUACUUCUGUAGUAUCCGUAUUAUGUAUUCAAUUAAUCGAGUAUAUUUUAUCUUGAACACGGUAACAAAUAAUUAAUUUGUGACGUUUUCAAAUUUGAUACUUGACAUAAAACUUACCGAAGUUUGUUCCUAACUAAGUUGGAAUCUCUAGAAGCGUUGGUGAUAUUCAUACUGAACACACUCUUUACACUACCCUACACCAACACUUACAAUUGCAAUGUCUGACGAGCAUUUCGAUAACCAAGUUAUCGUCUUCAGAGACUGUUUAUCUGUGUUGAAGUAGUGGUGGUGUAAACAGUGUAUUCAGGAAGUUUGUCCAAUUAGGGUUUUGGAAUUCCGCAUUGUUUCCAAUACCGGGGGAUUAACUUCAUAACAGCAGGAUCCUGCAGGAUACCUUUUUCAUGGAAUUAAAAAUAAUAAACUGUAUUAUGGUUAUAAUCAACUUAAAAAUAAAAAAAAAACAACGCCUUGCUUACUAAUAAUUGGCUAUUUAUUUCACCAGUUCGGCUACUUAUUUACUAAUAAAAGCUCCAGUUACAUAAAAAAAUAUCAAUAUUGGGUAGAACUUUGUAGGUACUUAUGUACUAUACCAGUUCACUAAAAUUAUAAAUUCUAAUCUUUAUCUGAGGUAAUAGUUAUUAUCAGUCUGUUUUAUUCACAAAGAGUAUCAUAUGAAUUUAGUUUACUAAAAGUCUUUCAAUUUUUCUUACCAAAUAGUUACUCGUAAAGUUAGAAAUAUGAAAUAAUCCAAUAAUCAGUCACUUCUCUUUUUGAAAAUAUGAUCUUAAAAAACAAAUGGCAUCCAUGGUUUUAUCUCACAAUCUACUUCUUAUAGAACUACAUAUGUAGCCAGCAGCCGAAAAUCCUCCUUUUGCCUCUACACUUGUUAGCUUGAUAGUUAGUUGGAAUUUCUGGACCCGUUGGUGAUCUUCACUGAACACACAGUUUACACUGCCACUACACCAACACUCACAAUUGCAAUGUCUGACGGGCGUUUCGAUAACCAAGAUAUCGUCUUCAAAGACUAAAGGUAAACUGUUUUGUUUACUGUCUAUUUUACCUUUAGUCUUUGAAGACGAUAUCUUGGUUAUCGAUACGCCCGUCAGACAGUGUAAUUGUGAGUGUUGGUGUAGUGAUAGUGUAAUAGUUUGGUAGUUAAUAAAUAGUCAUGCAACAAAAUCAAAUAUUUUCUUUCACUCUAUCGGUUUAAAAUGCUGUUAUUUCUGUCUUUAAUAUUUUGUGAAAGUUUUUCUCUUCUGUAAUUUCUGUCUGUUUAAUGUAAUCUUCAUUGUCUUGUUUUAGAUGCAUUUUUAAUUUCUCUUGUAAAGUUGAAUUAUUUUCCAGAGAUAAUUGGCUAUUAUCUACGUUUACGUCAUGUACAAGUUCUGUGUUUUCAGCGUCGUCUUUAAUGACUCUGCAUAAAAUGUGUUUCAUUUCUUGCCUUAACUUAUCCUUUUUUGGUAUUACAAAUGUAGGAUUUGGCAUUUUCAAUUAUUGGUCAUACUUAAUUGGAUGCUGUUAGUAAAUCAACAUAGCAGUAAUUUCGUUGCGUCUUUUUUUCAUUUUUGCACAUAGCACAACGAAAAGUUCUUUACUUAAAAGUGUAUCCUGCUUUUCCAACUUCUCCAAAAUAAAUCGAAAUGUUGUUUCUUUAGUUAUUAGGAUAGACUCUCUUCUACAUAGUACUUGAACACCCAAAUUAAAGGGCUGUACGCUAUCAACAUUUUCGAUUUUGUACUAUAUACUAAAUUUUAUUUCAGAUGCUAUGUCGAUGAGAGCUGAGUAACAUAUCAAGAAACCUGUUUCAGCGUGUUCGGCAGUCUAUAAUCAAGCUAAAUUCUUUUCCUGUAUCUUCUUUCACAUAUUUUUGCAAACACAUAUCAUCUUUAGCUGGCGAUCCUCGGAAAAUCCUAACCACUUUUCAAACUUUUUGAAUAAUUUAGUAGAUUCCCGAUUAUCCGAGGUAAUUGGUACCGGGACCACAAGGUUAAGUUCAGUUAUGGUGAAAAAGACGUAAAACCUCGUGAAAGGUUACAAAACUGGUAUAUUGGAAGCAAAAACAUAUAAUUAUCACAAUUACAGACCUAUAAGCAAGUGGAAACAUAGAUUAUUUCUUAAAAAAGUCUUUGAUCGUCUUCUGAGAUAACCUCUUCCCUUGAUUAGACGAUGCAAUGUUGCGCCAACGCUGUAGAGAUAGGAUGUCGGGUGGCGUACACUCUUCUUGUUGCUCUCUGAAAGCAAGAACAACGUCGAUCUCCUUCAGCCCGUCGGUGUAUGAUAUUUUGGGAGUUAUCUCGUCCUUAUUAUCAUCUUCUUCACUGUCUUUAGUACCGGUUACCAUAUCGAUGAUUUCCUCGUCGGUAAUCUCCAUCUGUUUUUGCUGUUUUGAUCUUCAACGGGUAACUCAUUGGCUAGUUCGACUACUUCACUCACGUUUUCGGGCUGAGGCGCUUUUUUGCAUGGCCCGUCAAUGCCAAAUAAAUUUUUCCAAGAAUUUUGAACGAUGGUUGUUUUUACCUCAUUCCACGCUGAUGCAAUCUAGUACGACACAUCUUUUAGUCUAGAUGUUGUAUAAGCAAGAUUACAUUAGAGGGUAGAAAGAUUGCCUUAAUAUCACCACUGCACAGUUCUUGGGCAACAGGGUGAGAUGGCACAUUAUCUGAUAGUAGAAAAGCUUUCCUGAGAAGCUUUUUUUUAUCAAAAACUCUUCAGUGACAGGUACAAAUUGUAAAAUCAAUCACUAAGUAUCGGGCGGUCCACCCAUGCAUUCCUUUGGUUGCGUUAGUAGACUUUUACAUUUUUAAAGGCUCUAGGUUUUUCGCCUAUCCAAUAAGCAGCUGCCUCAGCUUCAAUGAGCCAGAAGCAUUAGCUGUAGCUACUGUCGUUACCCACUCUUUGAUUUUUUUUAAAUCCAAGAGCAGUCGUUUCGGAUUUUGUUGUCAAGGUUUUAGAAGGUAGCAUUCAAAAAUUAACUCUCGUUUUGUCGGAAUUAGACAUUUGAUCCGAAGUUAAUCCUUCCUUGAACACAAUUUCUUCUAUUUUCUUUUGAUAUUCCGGGUUUUUAGAUGAGUCUACUGAUAGCUUUUCACCACUAAUACUUAGCUGCCCUACUCCAUACCUCUUCACUCGCGGUAAAUUUUUCCUCGCCGCCUUUAAAGUUAUUAUCAAAUUGAAGGGCCUUAGCCUGUAGCAUCGACCCACUCACAGUACGUACAUUCCUCGAAGCUGGAAAAACCACAAAAAGGGCUUGAAACGUCUGGUCGUGGGCACCUUACUUCAAAGUCUUUCGACUAGGAACAACCACGUCCAGUCAUACUUUUAUUAGAAUAUUUUUUUGAUUUUUAUUGAUUUUUCUAUUUGAUUUUCCCCUUCAAUCGCCAACAGUCACUUCCCCAACCCCCAAAUCAGCAGCCACAUUUUGAACCGAUUCACUAUUGUUCAAUCGUUGAAUAGCAUUUAGUUUUGUUCCAAAAGAAACUACAACUCCCUUCCGUUUCCCUCUCAUACAAUAGCAACAAAGAUAUCAAUAAAAAUAGCAAAAAUACACACAACCACAAUUAGCAUGAGUGCAACUAACACGAACAGAGUUCAACGCGAGUUCAGAGCCAACUGAGUCUAGAUUGUGUUAUCUUCCCCCUCCCACGACAUGACGGUUCGACCUAGCAACAGCUAGAAGACGCCAGUAGAGGCUCGACCGCGCUUUUUACUGUAUAAACAAAUAACCAUCGCGGCUCCCCGUAGAUGUCUCGCUAUUUAGACCUUUAUUCAUGUUUGUUAUUUUUGAAUGACAGGUUCGGUUAACCAAUACUCGGAUAAUCGGGAGUUUACUGUAUCAUUAUAGUUAGGAAUCACUUCCACAUUUCCGUCAUCAUCAAUAUCCAAAUCGGUCUACGACUUUUUUGUAAGUUCUAUAUAUUCUCCGACUUUUUUUGUACAGAAUAUCGACCACAGCUAGAUACAAGUUUGCCAACUUUUACCAUGACACUUUCACCGUCAGUUGUCAUGCCUAUAAUAUCGGUUUCAAAUUCAAGAUCAAAACUCGCCAAGCGUUCUUUAACUAAUUCAAUACGAUGUUCAGCAGUACAAGAACCAUGUAUUCGAAUCAGACCAAGAUUCAAAUGAGUUUCCUUAUUUACGUUCAAAUAUUUUUUCUCGAAUCUAAACGAAAAUCUUUGUAGUUGUUUCUCUAGAUGUGUAAAUUCGAUAAUCAUUUUAGCUUUAAUCGCGUUUGAAAAAUUCAUAACUGUAGGUCUGAUGGUAUUAGGAUAGGAGUUGGGGAAUUGAAAUCCACUCUUCGAGAACAAAUACCUCAAAUCUGAAAACGUACAAAAUGUAUUAUGACUAAAACCAUUCUAGAAACUAUUUUUUGCAUUGAAGUUUCUCUUAUUAAAUAGCCUUCGAUAGUUUUUUUACUUUUCUUCUUGGGAAGCUCUUCUCCUUCCUCAACAAUAUUAUGAAAUGAUGAUGAUGGUGAGGCUACUUUAGAUGAUACCUCCGUGUUUUAUUGAGAUGAUUAUUAAACAGUGUUAAGUUCUUAAGUGAGUUUUUAGGCUAGUGGUAGAACGUUGGCUAAUUUUUAAAAAAAAUUACAACAUAGGAGACAUUUUGAUUUCCCUCCAUGUUGAAACUGUUUGAAAUAAUGCUAUAAGUUUUUUUUAUUAUUUUGAAAGAAACAUCCUUCAAUAGUACAUGUGAAGCAAUAUUUAAUGUCUUUGUUAAUAACUAGUGGCUAGUACAAACAGUUGGCAUUGAAAUUAAAAAAAUCAUUUUAAAACCAGUUAACGAAGAUCUAUCAAAUUUAAAAUAACCUCAAAGAGAUUGGAAAAUUUGUUGUUGUCGCGUAAAUUAUUAAGUAUAAAUUUAAUUUAAAUCGUACAAAUGGCACUCCUGCGGCCUUCGUACAAAAACGAUAAUAAAAUACAAUAUUGGACAAGGACGAUGUCUUCUAUUAAGAACAGUAAUUCGAGGACAAAUAAAUAAACAUUGUACUAACUAACCUUGCAGUGCAGAUCGACUAAAACAAAACCACAGUGACGACUUGACGAGUCGAAAGACAACUGACUGACAUGAGUGACACUGACAACUGACAUGACGCGUUGUGAACGAUUGAACGGCAACUUCGCCCGUAAAAGGAGUAGAUUAAAGCCGGCAAUUUGAAUAAAUUUGCACUGGCUGAUGCUUGCGGAUUCGCAGAGCAUAAAAUUGAUCUGGGUCGCGGAUUUCACUUUGCUGGAUUGCAAUCCCUAGUUCCUAUUGAUUCUUGUGUGCCAAGGUCAUGAGCGUCGAGUCCAUUGGUUUCGUGACAAAGUGCUUAAUAAAUUGGAAAGCAACUACUGUAAUUGGGCUUUACAACUUAGUGUGUACGAUGUCUGGCUAUUAAACAACGAGACUGCGCGCAUAGAGGGCGUCCUAGACGGGUGGGGUAAAACCAUGUGUGACGAAAAACAGGAGCAACGUAUCAAUCUCAAAUUUCUCGUUAAAUUGGGUAAAAACUCCGACUGAGUGCUAUAAAUUGUUGCAAGAGGCCUAUGGGGAUAAUUCUCUAUCUCGUGCGCAUGUUUUUGAGUGGUGUAAGCGUUUUAGUGAGGGUCGAGAGAGCACUGAAGAUGACCAGCGCCCAGUUCCCCCUGUAACUAUUUCCACUCCGGAAACAGUGACCAAAAUUAACCAAAUUGUACGUGCAGAUCGUCGAAUGAACAUCCGGAUUAUUGCCGAGGCUGGAAACGCCGAUAAAGAAACGGCUAGAAAAAUUUUACACAAGACAAAAGUCUGUGCGAAGCUGGUGCCAAAAAACCUGACUCCUCUCCAAAAGCUCUUGCGUCAAUAGAUCUGCUCAGAUUUCCUUGAAAGGUUAGAAAAAGAUCUGCUUUGAAAGGGACCCGAUUUCAGUCAAUGGAAGCGGUGAAGCAGAGCAGUUCCUAAAGGCUCUCACCAAAUAAGACUUCCAGCACUGCUACGAUCAAAGGAAAAAAGGAAUGUAUGAUAAUUUUUAUAAGAAAACCCCUAACCAGUCUCCUUAUUUAAUAGCCAGACCUCGUUUGAACCCUGGAAUAUUUUAUCAUUAUCUAUUCAUAAAUUAGCUAAAAAGAGAAAACGCUACGCGAUUUGCAGCUGCCCUACUAUAACGAGAGGUAAAAUACAUAAUUCAUGUUCGAAUAACGAACGUUCCCUUCUUAUUUUUUAAUUAUAUUGAAAUGUGCCUUAACCACUUUCAAAAUAAUAAUCUUAACAAAUAUUUUAUUAUUAUAACCUCUAUUUUAUAUUUUCUUUCACUUUCCAAAUAAUUGCCUACAUAUUUUUUUGCUUCUGUAAAGCAUCAACACAUUUUUGUGGCAUAGAAAGUAACUAAGCUUCAUAUAUAUUUCUUUUUAUAGGUAUUUUCAGUUAUUUCAACAGAUAAUUCUAUUAGUGAUGAAUUAUCGUUUCCUUUGCUAAUAAUAAAUCAUUCUGCUUUAGACCUGUGUCAGGAUUUAUCUGUGGCAAUCAAAGGAUCAAAUUAAAAAUGAAAUUUGUUAAAAUGUUGAUGUUUUUACAGUCAAUAUUUUAACAAAAUUUUCAAAAAACUAUGCAUAAUUGGACAAUGCUCAAUUCAAAAAUUUCAAACCAAACUCCUCAAGUUCCGCAGCGGUUAAAGUAGAGUGCGAAACCACACAAUGGUGAGCUUAGAUUAACACUAAUGCAGUUGUCUGUCAGGGUAACUGAAAACUCGGUAAUAAAAACAUUAUUUUGACUGGAUGAGAAAAAUUGGACAUUUUUUCUUAUUCCGUCCUCAUCCAAGAUUAAUCAAAUCUAUUUUUAUGUGCUGUAUAAAAUUUUGCAAAUGAUAGGACUUUUUUUAAAAGAUAACUUUCACUUUCCCGAAUUUUUUGAGGGACUUUUGAAAGUGACCAUUAUAGUAUAAACAAAAUAAUUAGGAAAUAAAAUCCUAAAAUGUAUUUAAAUGUGUAUACGUUCUUUUUUUGUAUGUAUACAGUACGUCGCAUUCAAGAUAGAGAUAAUCUCAUACUUUCACUAUGUGAUUUAAUGAAAUUUUUUUAGUCACUCAAACACAUUGCAGCUUUUCUACAUAAUUUUACGUAAGAACAAAAUUGUUUUAGGUGUUUUUUUGUUGUUGUGUUAGACUAAGUAAUAAUUUGAUACGUUACCAGUGUCGUUUCCGAAUUUUUCAGUAAAAUGAUUUCCUUCAAAAAUCUAUUGAGAUCAGUAGUUUUUCUGGGCGAAAAAGAAAUAUAUAUUAUUAUAGUAUCCUGACCAAGUAGUACAUUUUUUGUCGCCAUCAGAAUCUGUCCUACAAGUAGGACCAAUUUUGUAAUAUUCACCAUAUAAAAGAAGAAGUGUCAAUAAAAAUUAAGUAGUAGGAAAUAAAUUAACUGUUUGAAUUUCAAAAUAAAACCAUUUAUUAAAUAUUACACACACCAUUUAUAAUAGUAAAAAAUUAAAUUCAAAAAAAAUCUUGUGCAAUAUAGAAAACCGGUUUUCUCAUUUGGACCGCUAGUUUCCUUUAGUCUAUUUCAGAAAGGCGUAGAGUAAUAAAAUAAGAAAUUCCGUCCAGUUAGGCAAAAUUUCGGUGUCGGCAAUAGGUGUAGGUCUUGAAAUAGUAUUGUUUGUAAUAUUAAAAUUUCAAGAAAUUGCGUAAGAGAAUUCGGAAUAGUAUGUUUUCUGACCUGAAGUGUCAAUAUCGAAUUAUUGUGUACGGAUUACUUAGGUAGUAGAUUAUACAGUUACAUUUUGCAUUUAACAGGUACCGCUUAACCUUCUGCCUAAUUCCAACUCUAUUUCAGAUUCGGCUCUCUUUUUUAAGUGUAUCCUACCGGCACGCCUUUGACACACUAUUUUCAGUGUUUGUGAAUGGAUAAUAAUAGGCUAAACCCAUACAUUGACCCCAACCCGGGUGGUACUACCUGCCCUUGAUAAAAGGAACGGAUUUUAAUAUGAAAUCAAUGCCAAACUAUGAAAGUGGCUUAAAUAUUCGUUGGAUCACUUUGUGGUCUGACGAGCUUUCGAUAACCAAGUUAUUGUCUUUAGAGACUGAAGAUAAACUGUUCAUCUUCAGUCUCUGAAGUCGAUAACUUGGUUAUCGAAACGUGUAUGAAUCCAAGUGCGAUUUCAUAUAUUGUAUCAUAUCUUCUUUCUUGGUUCCUUCACACAAUGCACAAAACCAUGAACCAGUAUUUUCUGUUUUAUGUUUCGGCAUUUUGUUUGUUUGGUUAUACUUAUUUUAUUGAAGUUUUCCAAGUUUAUUCUGUGUAACUGUGAUUUGUAAAGGCUGCAUGUUAUUUUCACUGCUUUCUGAGCUAUUGGCGCUAUACGAGAAGACAAAGUACCAUCUGGUUUUUGAUUUUUCAUUGAUCGCGAUGAUUUUUUCUUCAAGAACUCCUCUAAAUCGUUUAUUCUUGUUGUCACCUCUAUUUUCAUCAUCAUUACUGCAAGAAGUUAUAACAAAGGUUGGAGGUUGCAAAACAUCAGCUGAACCCACUGUUUACACCAACACUCACAAUUACAAUGUUCGAAGCGCGUUUCGAUAACCAAGUUAUCGUCUUCAGAGACUGAAGGUGAACGGUUUACCUUCAGUCUCUGAAGUUCUGGUGUGUUCAGUAUGAAUAUCACCAACGCUUUCAGAAAUUCCAACUUAAAACAUCAGCAGGUGCAAAUUGGUCUUCUGUAAAUACAGGCCUAUUUACUGACCAAGCUCUUGAAGCACGGAAGGCACUCCCACAGUGGCCGCUUUGACACAUGCCUCAUUAAGUAAUUUUGACAUUUGCGUUUGAUAUAUUUUAUCCCCUUCAUAUAAGCGAAAAAACGUUUCUUGAGUUGUGUAAGUCUGCAAAGGACCAAAAAAUGCUAUAUCCAGAGGCUGUAAACGGUGGGUGAUAUAGCCAGGCAGUUGAAGUAAGACCAUUCCAUUUUUUUCUAACAAACUCACAAGCCUGCAAAUUUUUAUUGUAUAUUAUAUGGCCAUUGAGCAGUAUGUACAUUGCAGUUGAUAUGUUUUUGGAAAUUUAUCGGCCAUUCAACAAAGAGAUCUGAGUUAUAUAAUUUUAAGGUCAGAAUAAAAUUUUUAAUUUCUUAUUUCUUAGACCUUUUGAUAUAUUAAUGUAUAUAAAUGUUCUUGAUUUUAGGUCUCUUCUGUUUUAAAAUUAGUUUUUUUGAUCAUUUUUAAAAGAAAGAUAAAUUUUGACGUUUCGACUUUUCUUUAAGUCUUUAUCAAUAUAUCAAAAAAAAACUACAGUAGGACCUCCAUAUAACAAAAUUGAAGGUUCCAAAGUAAAAGUUCGUUACAUAGAAACUUCAUUAUAAAGAAUUUGGUUUGUAAGUUUGAAAAAACAUAUAAAUAGUAGUACUUGUGUUUUUAUGAAAUGUAAUAUUAUAUAAAAAACUCAAUUAGAGCAAAAAAUAUACUUAUGUAUUUAUCUACGUGAAAUAUACAUAUGUAGGGGAAGUUGGGGCAAAGUGGUCACCUUAACAAAGCCUUCCUAUAAAUAUUUUUUUAGUAACUGAGAGAGUAUUUUGGAUGACUGAAGUCUCUUCUUCCAUGAUUUAGCUGUUGUUUCCCGACAUAUCCAGUGAUUCUAGACCAGAGCUAUGAAUUUAUAGAAGAAAAAGUGAGUUAAUGCAAAAUAUCCGCUUUGCCCCAUAUAUGGGGCAAAGUGGAAAGUAAUUACCAGAUAAAAGAAAACACUAUUCGUACAUAAGAGUUUAAUACAAAAACAAAUAACACUUCAUUGUUGUGAUGAAAACAGCGAAAACGACAUUUUAACAAUUUUGAGCAUUAUGUAUCAAAGAAAACCUUAAAAGAUUGUAGGCUUUUUACUAUGAAGCACCACUUAUUAUUGAAAUGAAAGAAAAAUAAACAUUUCCUCUAUAAAAAAAAGAAAGGAACAACUGACAUAAACAUAAAGUUAUUCCUAAUAAAAAUUUAAGAAGGUUAUUAACAAACUUUAAUUUUUCCGUGCCUCAAAAUUUCUACUUUAACUUUUCCUAAAAUUUCGUUAAUAACAACUUCGCUAAUGUCUUUCAUUUCAGGGAAAACAAAAAUAUCUCUCGAUUGUCUAUAUUGCCGCAAAAAGGAAACAAUAAUCUUAGGUUCAGAGGUUUUUUCAAUGCUAAUAUUUGGGCAAGAAACUUUUUUUUUGUCAAUUUGUCAGAUAUUAAUUCUGUUAAUAUAAAUUCAUCACUAUUUAGGUUUUUGAUGUCAACCUCUUCAAUAUCGAAAUCCUUUGUCUUAGGAUAAAAUUCUAGAUCGCUAUCUGUAUCACUUGAAUUUACCAACUCAACCAGAAUUGAACUGUCUGACGACGUAGCUUCAUCGUGUUUGUUCCCUUUUGUAUCUUUGUUUUCUUGGUUUUUACCAAUAUUUUUUCAACCGCUUCUUUUUUGCCUUUUGAUAUUUUAAUUUCUUUUGCAACUUUUAACUCUUCAUAAUUAGGGGUUGAUGUUAGCACCAUGGUUUUCCCCCUUUUUAAUUUUCUUUUGGGCGCUCCUACAUCACUCACUUUGGGUAAGGGUAAUAUGUCUUGCGGUGAAUAAUAUAGGUUUCCAGAGAUUUCUUUUGAAAUGGGAUCUACAGCUUGUGAUUUUUUUAGUACUGAAUGGACUAUAGGAGACGGGGAUCUAACUCUAGAGGUCCCUGGUUGUGGAAACUGAUUUAUUUCAUUAAAUCUAUUCUCAAGUAGAACUGAUUGCGGAGUGUUUGGACGCUCAUCCUCUGGUAGUCUGUCAGUAGUCUCUGCCGGUUUGAAUAGUUCCUCUGGAAAUACAUCCGGAUUAUAUGGAUAAAUUCCAGUGGCUUUGAAGCCAUUAAUAGCAUUUUGUGCAGUUGCGGCCCGUUUAAAUGCGUUACCAAACAGUUCUCCGACUUACAUUAAAUUUAUUGAAAGAAGAGGCCCUAGCAGCUGACGUAUAUUCUGGCAGUCUUAGAGAAAUAUAUUUGUUUCUGGUUAAAAACCCAUAAAUCCAAUCACGCCCUGCAAGACCUUUGAUGGCAUUAAAAUUAUGAGCAAUCUUAUUUUUUUCUGCAAACUGGAAUGCAAGGUGUCUCAGUUCCCGCGUGCCGAGGCCAAAAACCCUACUUUCCAUUUCUAUGAUGAAAUCCGCAAGUUCCUUUUCUUGCUUUGCCGAAAAAACAGGUCUAAAUCGCCCUAGAUAUUUUCUUGAAGCUGCUUCAGGGUCCUUGUUCGAUUUGACUCGUCUUCGAAGUGUUGUCAAAGGGACUUGGUACUGACUUGCUGCCUUUUUUGCACUAAGUAUAUUUCUGACAUCCUGUAUAGCUGCUAUCAUACUGUCUUCCUACCAAGAUUGUUGCCGAGUUUUACGUAUAUAUUUACGCACCAUUAUGGAAAUUCUGAAAAAAAAAUCAACUUAAUUUUUCUAUAGGGCCAAAGUGGAACACGUUGCCCCAUAAUAGGAAACCCACUUUGCCCCAAUACGUAUCGAAGCAGUAUUUUGAAAGUAAUAAAAAAAUUAGCUUGUUUUGUUUGAUUGCUUAUAUGUACGUCUCAGAUAUAUAUAAAAUGUCAUUCUAACCUUAUAUGAUACCGAACAAACAAUUUGUAUUUUCAGCUAAACUGCUACUUUACUUACCAAUGAAUAUUACAAGCACGUGGUUCAAAACUUUUCACUUCACGAAAAAAUUGCGUGCAGUCUCGACCGUGGUUAAAUGCAGAUUAAGUUAGCUGUACAUACGUAAGGGGAAUGAUAUACGCGAAGAUACCUAUAGAUGUCGUAACUAUGUUGGAAAUACCAUAUAAAAUCACUUUGCCCCGAGGGGCCACUUUGCCCCAACUUCCCCUACAUAAUAAAAAACAACAACAAAAAUCAGUACAUUUUAUGAAGCAAUAGGAAAAUGUAUACAGAUCAAAUGGUAAUUUAUUUGUUUUGAGCUGGGAAAUAUUUUCUAAUAUCUUGUUGAACACGUGUUUGUAACUUCUCAUAGAAAUGUUCACACCGUCAUUUGGAAAACAUUAUCAGGCACUUCUUCAAUACACUGGAAACCAUGUCUGAUGGUCUCAAAAGCAGACAGCAUUUCGGACUUUGAGGGCUUCGGUCUUUCUUGUUCCUCAGGAUCAUCCGUUUUGUCGUCCUCUUAGUGUUCGAGAUCUUUUAUCGAGUCUAUUAUAUUAUCAUCAGUAGGAUAUUCAGUCACAAUCAAGUCGAAACUCGCAUCUUGAAAUCGCUGUAUCUUUUUUUCUUCUACAUAUUAAGAUCUGAGACUUUCCCAAAAACUUAAUCACAUCAUUAAUUUUAGUACCAUGCAUUCAGAAAUAGUAAAUUUUAAACUUCCUCACUCAACUUUGUCAAUCGUAUGCACAAAGUCGGGAGAGCCCAAAAAAAUUUUCCAGAAUUUUCUAUACAACCGGAAAAUUUUUGGGGGGAUUCGGAUGUAUUUACUUUUUGAAUUAGUUCAAGGGUAUGUAUGCCAAUAAAAUUUCAUGAAAAAAUAUUCAUUAUUCGCCAAAAUACAUCGAGUAGAACAGCAAAAAUCACGAAUUCAUUUUUUCCAGAUUUUAGACUUAAAACUCGAUUUUGACCAUGUUCCCCCAACUUUGGAAAAUAAUAAAUGUCAUAUUCUUAUUCAGCACCCUCGAAAAUAUAAAUGGUUUUUAGCGGCUAGAACGAGGUUGGUCGGUUUUUCGUUUUCUAAGCGACUUUUUGGGGGUGAUCCGCUCGCCUAUAACUUUCCGACAGCUGGCAGGUUCUUCUAAUGUGCCUCCCCUUGUCACCAUUCCUGUAAUUUUAAUAAUAAAAAUUACUUUUUGGAUCUUAUUCCGAGCAUUUUAAUUCGUUAUAUGGAAGAUUUUCUUCGUUAUCUGGAAACAUUUUCGUAUAAAGGAAUUUCAUAUGUCACAGAGAAGAAUAUAGAAGUUCAUUACAAAGAGGUUCUAUUGUAAUUUUAAAACAGAAGAGACCUAAAAUCAAGAACAUUUUGAUGCAUUAAUAAAAUUUUAUUGUAUUAAAAAUUAUCAUUGGUGGAAAAUAUUCCCCCGGCGGCAGCACUAACUGUACAUAUCAUAGUUGUACUGACGCCACGUUCACCACUUGUUAGACUUCCUUACCUGGUGCUUCCUUUUACGAACAAUUUUUUGGGGAGACUUUUUUGCGCAUUGGUAAAACCAGAUUCGUCCAUGUUAAAUAUAGUGUCGGAUGUAAAUUUAUGCUUAUCGAAAAUUCGUUCUAAAAUAUCGAAAAAGUGACUAACAUUUUCUUUAUUAAAGCCCGUGGUUCUAGCCAUUGAGGUUCCUUCGGGUUUACGGAGCGAAAGGUGGGAAAAACAUAUUUUUCUAAAAUAUCAAAACCUGACAUCCUUAAUUGUUAAACCAAAAUAACAUUCUUCAAGGUGAAGGAUGUGCUCAGAAAUAAUUCUUUCGAACGAGUUUUUUUAGACCACGAUCCAUAGCGUCCUGUUUUUGAGAUUGUAAACCUGAAAAUCAUUUUUUAUUUAUUUUUUCUAUAAAAGAAAUGUACUUAAACAGUCAUUUUGAUUUUAUUUAUAAGUAAACCAAUUUUAUUGAAAUUAGAAGGACGAAAAUGAAUAAUUGUAUCAUAUUAAUACUUUCUAAAUAUAUACGGAAGUGACAAAACAUUUAGAAAUAUUUUUUCUUGAAGCUAAACCUGAAAUAAGGGUAUAUCUUUAUCUUAAAUUAGCCGCAUUGUGUAACUAGUAGGACUAUUUUUAGUGAAUGCAACACGUUUCUUGUAAAUAUAACAUAGUCCAAUAAUAUGAGGAUUAAAAUUUUUAUCCGAAUAGCAACCCUGCAUUUUUAAUAAAUGUUUAUUUAAGUCAAUAUAUAAUUGAUUUAUAUAGAAAUAAAAAUAUAAAAAUUUUCAUAAAUAUACUCUAUAAAAUAUCAUCUAUAAAAUAUCUUAAAACCUUACAAUAAUAUGAAAGAAAUUUUAAAUUUAAAAAUGUAGGGAUAAAAUUUUUUUAUAAAGUUGUUUUUUCAAUAGAAAUAGAUAUUUGCAGUGAACAAUUUAAAAUUUUAUAGCUGAGCUGUGAACCAUUUUAGAAUGUGUAUGAAAACAUUGUUAAAUUUUCCACUUUUUUGAAAUCAUAUAUACAGAGUGUACCGAAUAAUCUCAGAAAUAUAUUAUCUAUCAAUUUAUUCAAAAAAUAUUUAUUUAUUACAAAAAAAUGUUUUUUUCCAAUUGUUUAAAAAUAGUUUCCAAUCUCCUUUUUAAUAUUUCCAUACAAACAUAAUACCUGUAUCCCCAUAAAGGUCUACAUUUACUUGAUUUUUUAACUGUUCUUUUCAACUAGUUAAAAAUAAAUAAUAAAAAUAUAUAUCUUUGAUAUUAUUUAUCACACUUUGUAGAACUUAUUUUGAGAAAAGGUGGAAAAUUCUUAUUUUUCAGUUUUUUAUACUUGAACUACAAAUUUUAAUUUUUCAUUGUAAAUUUCUUUUGUCCUAUUGCACGUAUUUCAAAAAUAAUUUAUGUCGAUUUAAAAAGAAUAAUGCUCUAGAUUUUGUUUGAAACUUUAUUUUAAGAUUUAAAAAUAAUUUUUGGGAUAAUUUUAAUUAUUUUCUAUUAACAAAUUCAAUUUUAACUUUUUGCUAAGAUCGAAUUAUAUUAAAAAAUGUUUACCUUUGGGUUGGUAGUUUGAAUACUCAUUUUAUUGGACUAAAUAGUGUUUUCGAUGUCCUUAAAUUUAAAGGACUGAGAUUAUUGUGCAAAAUGUUCUUUAUAUUAUCUAUAGGAGUAACAAAAACCAUACAGGAUAUCUGAGUAUAUAUCGCCUUUUUAACACUACAACUACAUAUUACUCCUCAAUUUUAGUCGAUAUUUUCGCAAACCUGCCAGCUUAAGAGAACGACGAUAACUAGGUCUUUGAAAUCUUUUUUAAUUUUAAUAAAUUUAUAUAUUAAGCUUCAGUUUUCCAAAUUUUUAUUUGAGGAAUAUGCUUUUUGUGAGAAAUUAUUGGCCUCUUUCAAAGAUAUAGUGUAGAGAAGUGAGAAACAUAACAUCAAAAGAUAUUUCAGACGAAGUUUCCAAUGAUAACUUAUCAUUUUUGUCGGAAGAAUACGGAGAGAAAAUUCCUUUAUGGCAAUUAAAUGCGCUGUUAGUUAUAAAAAAAUAAUUAGCAAAUAUUAUAUGUAGGUAGACAGUAAAAAGAUCAAUGUUCUAAAUUCCUCAAAGUGACAAAAUAAUUAUAGAGCAGAAUAUAAAUCACGCAUAGUUGCUAAAAUCGGGGCAUCCUAAAAGUACCAAGUAAUUUUUGCUUCUUACAACGAAACCGUUGAUUCUUACUCUGUUUUAAAAACAUCGGUUAUAGACAUACAACAAUGAUGCUUGCUCUGUUUUAUAAACAUUGGCUAAAAACACAUAACAAUAUCAUUUAUAAUAAUACACUACGGAAUUAAUGUGGACUGAAGGCAAAAGAGGCUGCUGCGUAAUUGACAGUUGGUUGAUAUCACCGGCCGACAAAUGAAGAUUUUUUGAAAGUUGUUUGUAUUUGAGUCACAAAUAUCACCAAUUUAUACUAUUUUAAACACAAAAACACCUACAUAUUUGCCCUAUCACAUCAGAUUUUUUUAAAAGAAGGAAAAAGCAUUUUUUUCAAAAUUUAAAGAAAAAAUUUACAAAGAAAACAUUGAGCCUAAACAAUGCUACAGGACUAUUUAGACUUUAGAGUGACAUCUUUUACGUUUCGCGACAAAAUUACGUCUGGGUGUAGUUUUUUUGUGAGUAUCUUCAGUGUCAGUGACCAGCAGUAAUCAGCCAUCAUAAUCACAUUCCAUCGAACUUGGUACCUUGUCUCCAUAGUUGUUAUGUCCUGAUGAAACCUUUCUCUCUGCUCUUCACUGUAAUCACCAAUAUUAUCAGGAAAAAAGUCCACAUGUGAAUCUAGAAAGUGGACUUUUCUGUUCAUAUUACACCCCAAUUUUUGAUACUUAUCCAAUAAGUUUGCAACCUUAUUUUUAUAGUCGGGAUGUUUAUUAUUUCCUAGAAAAUUGUUGACAACAUCUGUGAACGCCAGCUAAGUAUCUGAUUCAGUGUUAUUCAUUGUGGUAUCAAAUUUCUCAUCAGCCAUCAAAGAUCUGAUUUGCGGUCCAUCGAACACUCCUUCUUUAAUUUUUGCUUCAGAUAAUCUUGGAAAUUUUUUACACAGGUAUUCAAAACUUGCAUUAUUUUUAUCCAAUGCUUUAAUGAACUGUUUCAUCAUACCGAGUUUGAUAUGAAGCGGAGGUAGUAAAAUUUUUUCAGGACUAAUUAAAUUUUUUCGUAUAACGUUUUUUGUUCCUACUUUCAGAUUUUGUUUUUGCUUUAAAGUCAUAAAGUUUCCACAAAUAUAACAAAAUGUAUCCGCAUUAUUAUGACACUUUCUUGAAGACAUUCUGUUGUUUUAACAGUUUUUCCACAACAAAUCAUACAUAAAAUUUAUUGAACACUAAAAGUAAAACGUAAGAAAUUUUUUUAAAUAAACACGCUAAUUUCAGUAAAAACUUUAUAAACAAAGUAACUGUAGAGGUUUAUUUGCAUGUAACCUGUUUCGAAUGGGUGUGUCGUUGUUGCAACUAAUAUAUUUUCUCACGAGAGGUCGCACGAUUCAAGAAAAGAGCGCCAAAAUCUAAAAUUUAAUUUAUUUUAAUCAAAAAAUUUAAAAUAGCCAAUGUCUUAACUUUUUUAAAAACCUGAUGUGAUACGAUAAAAUGAGGUAUAAUUUUGUGAUCAGCACUACCAAAUUAGUGGAAAAAAAUAAUCAGAACUUGAACAAGGAAAAUGAUGUGGGCCGGUGUAUUUUGUUUUAAGUAUUUACCAAUAUGAAUCAACUAACUAUAAGUAUUAAAUAUAUAGGAAAGAAUUUCGCCUAGUACCUAGUCACCUAGUAUUCCAAUUGUAUUUUUUACUUUCUUAUUAUUAUUUUUAAAAAAUUUCUUGUUUUUAUUUGUAUUAACAGAUAUUCUUAAGCUAUGGAAAGUAAGGAGAAAGAGAACAAUCUGUCUAUAUGAAAAGUGUCCGUCAAAAUGUGUUAAAUAAGGGUGGUUCCAUAUUAGCAUCAGUGUAAAUGUCUUUUAGCUUAUAUUUACUACAUUAUUUUGUACAAACGCAAGUUGUUGAAAAUUUAAAUAAUGAACUACGAUAUAGUUUGUAAUUCAUCUACAAUUAUUACAUUCAUUCCAUACCCUUUGUCUACACCUGCGCCAUUCUGGAAGGUUUUUGGAACUGUUAUUUAUCGUAUACAACUCGACACUUUCUCAACUUCUUUCCCAUUUCCCAUUUCAUUCUUUCGACCCUACAUAUUUUAAGUAUGUUUACAUCUUGGUAAUCUAAUUUUCUGUAUUUGCUUUAACUAAUUUAGUAGGUUUAUGUCAUCCUAACCAUCUUCUUUAUUACAAAAAAUGAGUCUUUAUACAUUCCAAUCUAAAAAGAAUUUGCAACUUUAGGUAACGUGAAAAAAAAAGCAAAAUUACGAAAAAAUUUCUUAAAUGGUCACCUGAUGUGCUUUCCCUUUUUUCACUCUUCUAUACAUUGAAAGUAUAGUUUUGUCACCUUUUUUAUUGAUAAGCAAAUGGAAAUACCAAGGCUAUGGUUUAUUUAAAUACAAAAAAUUAAUUUGUAUCUAGUAUUUAAAUACAGUACAAUCUCUCUAGUUCUGCCACCUCGGGACCGGACUACCAGCCGAACGACAAAUUCAUCGCAAAAAUAAAAAUAGCAUACAAAAUCUUCUCUUUUAUGUUCUUCUAUCAUAAACUUUCCAAAAAAUUAGUAUACCAGGUGUAAUGCUCUCAUAGUGUCCCAUACUUCUGGAGAAUGUGAAUAGAGGCUUUAUCCUCUGUGCAACAGAAUCUGCACCGAAAAGACUCAUGUUAAUAUCGUUGCUACUACUUAGGUUGAGGUUAUAGUUUCCCAGGAGAUUUUUUGCCUAUCUCAGCCCCUGUAGGUUGUCCCAUUAAUUGGUUUUACCCCUAUCUAUUUCUUUUCAAAUGCUUUUUCUAUUGUUCCACAGAAGGCUCAGGUCUUAUGCCAUUUAUUUUUUUUUUCAGAGUACCGACAAAAGAUACACGAUGAUUCUCUGAAAGCGUUUUUAAUAACGUUAUGUCACUGAAUCAAAUAUCUGCAGUUACAUUACUACCAGUAAGACGAAUAGGCUCUAACACCCUUUUCACUACAUCGACACAUUCAUUACUUACACAGUAGUGUCCCUCAGGUUGCUUUCCAGCAUAUACUUCUAAAUUGGAAGUAUAGUAAACUUUUGCGUCUGUUAAAGUGAAAAUUUUCAACCCGUACUUCGCUGGUUUAGAAGAUAUGUACUGGAUAAGCGAACAACGACCUCUAAAUGCUUCCAAUUUUUCAUCUAAUGUAACAUAAGCACUCAGUGAAUAACAAGGCUGAUAGUUUGUCACAAAUUGUUGAAGAAGAUCUCUCACUGCAGCAAUCCGGUCAGUUAGGAGUCUCUCACGCCUAGUAUGAAUUCUAUUUCGACUCAUUGUAAGCCUAAAAAUUUCAACUCCGAACCCUUCACCGUUCCACAAAUCUUUUAAAUUCAAUCUUCCUCCCUUAUGUGUCCCAGCUAUGUAGAAUAAACCAAUAAAGGCUAGUAUUUCUUCUCUAUCAAUGCAAUUUGCAUCUCGGGAUCGAGCAUAAUUGCAUGGAUCGACACAAGAAAUUGGUUUGUAUAUUUUACUAGCAUUUCUAUUAUUCUAUCAGUGAAUAGGCAUUUCUGGGUACUAUAAGUAUCCUUUAUAUUUUUUGCAGGCCCCUUCACAACUGGUAGUGUUGUGAGCAAAUUAUGUCGUGGUGUUCUUUUUGCUGCAGUGUAGAAAGUUUUUUCUAUGUAAACUUUUCAACAUGCACCAAAAAAAUUGUCCUCAGUUUCUUCAUUGAAACUAAUUUCCUCUCCACUUUGUUUCGGAAUCUUAAAUUAUUUCCUCACCAGGAUCACUAGCUUCCUCCUCAACUUCAUACUGUACAGUGGUUUCCCUGUCACUUUCGCUAUCACUAUCCACUUCGAAGAGGUGUUUAUGAAUUUGCUUCACAUCUUCAUCAUUACCAAGUCAUACAACUUCUGUACUGUAAUGUACACAUUACUUGCAUUUGUAGAUAACAGUCUAAAACUGAGUUAGUAGUAGAAGAAGACAACAUAUUACAUUACAAAAAUUGUACAUUGCUAGUGAUACAAAAAUAGUCGCGUGGGAUCUCAGAUGAGACAGUGAAAAACUCUCUAAGUGUUGAAGUGAGGGAAACCAAUCUGAUACUGGCUGGACAGUCAUACGAGAGGAGGAAGGUAGCGGGAGUGGGGAAUGUGCGGGCUCAAACAUGUGCGAGUAACACUUCAAUCUGUUGUCUAGGGAUCCCUCAGAUGACGCGCGAGUACUGCAGUGUUAACAAGUUAUGAUUACAUUACCAAAUCCGUCGCUAAUAACCAACAUGAUAGAUGCGAAAUACUUGAAAAAAAAUUUAUCCCACUAAAUAAUAUACACACUCAAGACGCAUCGGAAGUCAACUAAAACAGCUGGCUCUAAACUGUGUAUGAGCAAACAUCUUGUAUUGUUCUUAAGCUCAAUGCUCAAUGAUUCGCGCAGCUGUACGUUUUGAUAUGGUGAUAUUAGUACUGUUCUUAUAUUCAUUUGAUGCAGUCUGGUAUUUAAAAUAAAAUGGCUAUGACAGAUUGUAAAAUUCAGGACUUGUAGGUACUGUUCUUAUUCUCGCCGAUUAAAUUUUUAUCUAAGAAACCGACAAAAAUGAUAUUUACAGUGCCUUUAACUUGUUUUUAGUUCAUUUAAAAGAAUGUUUUGAUAAAAAUAUUUGUUACAAUCUCCCUUAGGAAAGAACCUAAUUAUCAAAAUAAAGUUUGAUUUUUCUAAAUGUUCUUCUAGUUAUAGUAUUAGAGGGGCGAUAUGAAUUUGUACAUACAACUUUUACAUUUUCAAUUAAUAAGUUUAUUAUAUAAUUUAAGGUAUUCAUUUACGUAGCUGUUAUUUUAGUUCAUCCAUAGUAUUCGUGCAAAUUACUUUUUUUUAAUUUAUGCUUUGGUCCGGAAGUUGAUUUUUCUGCCAGAAUCCAAGUUAAACAAUCGAGUUUACUAAAUAUAGGGAAAGAUUCACUUGUCAUAUCAUGGUUACAAUUCCAAUUUUUGUGAUAAAUUAUUAUAAAAUUUUGUUAUUUAAAUAUCGGUACCUAUUUAUACAAUAAUCAUUUACCUUAUAUAACGAAAACCAGAUUAAUAAGAACGAGAAUUAUCCAACAUAGCAAGAUAUCAUAGGAAAAAAUUUAUAUAAAUAGGUACCACAAAAAGCUACAAGGAAUUCAAAAUAGCAAAAGAUACAAAACAAUAAUUAAUAUUUUCUAUGUUGAUAACAAUAAUAAGGACACGGAAAGGGCAACACAUCCCAUUUUUGAAUCAGUUGGAAUGCAAUAGAAAUUUCCAUUUCACCUUUUUUUGUUCGCAAUUAAAUAGUUCAUUUUUAUAUGAUCCUACAUAAUUUGAUGUAUCAAACUUAAUCAAUAGAAUUAUAUACUUGUAUUGUUCAAAUACAUAAAAAUAUCUUAGUAUAGUAUCAUCGUCGCAAGAAAAAUAUUGUUUAAAAAUUAUGUAGUAGUGGAGGAAUUAAUAUAUCUAAAAUUUUUGUUGAAUCAAUCAACAAAAAACUAUGUUUCCUCAUGUUUGGUUUUUCAGUUAAGAGAACCUGCGUGACUUUGAUGGUCUAAUAUACAAUUUGUGAGAAAAAUUGAAUCUUCUAGUAAUCUAAACAAAAUCUAAAAUAAUUAAUUCAAAACAGAGAUUUACUAAGUUGUCAAUAUCUUGUUACUUGAAGAGACCACUAGCUAUCUUGCUUAGAUAUUUUUUAAUAUGUAUUGGAUUUUUCACAAAAAAAAACUCUGAAGCUGAAGAAAAUUUGAAAAUAGUAAGAAUAUUUGACUGAUAUCUUCGGUAUGUUUAACAAAGUUAGUUUGCAGCUGCUGGAUCUCGACUUAAUUAAAACAAAAUCACUGGUAUUGACUUUGUGGGUCAAAUUAUUCCUCAUAAACAAAAUUUAAGCAGAAAAAAAUAAGCAUAGUUUUUGGGGCUGUUAAAAUUAUCAGAAAUGUUUCAAGACGUUUUAUAUCAUAUCGUCGUUGUCAUUUUAAUUUGUUACAUGACCUAUUCCAUCUGUCCACUUUUUGAACAUUUGAAGAUUCUUUCAUAGUUUUAAAAUAUUUAGCAUAUAGAUCUAGUCAUGUUUUAAGAGCCAGAAAGUAGAAAUGUUUUCCAAUUUUAUGAAACUGUCUGUAGCUUUCUUAAACCUUAUCUUAAUUUUAGUCAUUGAAAAGGGUGUCUAGUAAAAAUUGAAAAUCAAAUUCUCACCUUUCUCCCGGUUAGUUUUCAUAUUUUCCCGGUAGAAAUUUCGUGAAUUUACUACACUUUUAUGAUGAUGAAUAUUUGUUUUAGAAAAUACAAGCAUAAUAAAGCUACCAAGUUAUUUUUUUCAAUUUAACUAAUUCUUACUCCAAUGCUGCAAGCUUUUUUAGUCGAAUUUUUCAAAGAAAAAUUAGACUAUUACGGUAGGCAUGACUAGAAGAAAAAUGGGGGGCCCAUCAUUUUUCCCAUGUUUUGAGACCUCCUGAACACGAUUAUGAUGGUUUUUCGAAUGUCUGUAGUUUCUAUAUAUAUCUAUAUAUCUGUUUAAGCUACAAUUCUUAUUUUCGUCUCUCGAGCAAUUGCUAUGGGUCCGAUUUGAUUCAAAAUUAGCAUACAUGGCUUUUUUGGCGGCGGAUUGAUGUUAUUAGAGUUUGGUUGAAAACAAAUGAAUAUUUCGAGGGGUCGCACUGCAAAAAAAGUGGUUUUUGACCUUUGCUCACCUCUGCAGGUCAAACGAAAAGCGACUGAAAAAUGAAAUUUCACAUGUAGGUUCAAUUAGUUGCGAGAUGAUUUCCUGUCUAAUGUCGAAACUUUCCAUCUCCACCCCUCUCCAUUUUAUGGUCAUUUUUGUUAUAUUUUCUUAUUUUUUUGCCAGAAAAAGUUUAACUAGAGGGUUCGAACUUCGCAUGCAAGUAGGGGUGAUGUUGAAGAAUUGUCUUUCUCAAGUUCAAAGUUUUCUUCUUCAGUUCUUCUAGCACAAAACGCCCGAAAUCAUUUUGAUCGUUGUAAUUGUUAAACUGGACCGCCUCCUAUUUAAUGAAUAAUACGAGUAUGAUCGUUGCUAGGGUGAUUUUUUUUACUUCCCAUUUUCGAAAUUUCUUGUCAUUAUGACAAUUUUUUCUUUGUUGUCAAUUGGAAUUGAACAAGAGGGGUCGAGACCACCGGGUCUAUUGAAAUUAUGAAUUUUCAUUCGAGAGAGGGAGAGUUAACUUGUGAAAUGAAAAGUUAUUGAGGAAUAGCAAAUUUUCUAUAUAAAGAAAUGAGAUUGAGAAUUGAUAUCAUUUCCAAUAAAAUCAUUUUAUGGAAAGAUUUGUUUGUGUAUUAGUUAAAUUCUUCAUUCGACGAAAAAUUCGACUUUCGUGAUGGAGCUCUGCUGCUCACGGCUUUUUUUGUCUUUUUGUGCUGCGCUAUAUAUUGAGUAGGCCUUAUAGAGAGUAUCAUAUAUUUUCAAAAAUUUACAUUUCUAAUCCACGAAGUUUUUUUCGAGAAUCAUUCACUUAUCUUUAGCCUAUAAGUGAUUCUUCUUUAAAAUUAUCAACUAAAAUCUCCUUAUUAACAGAAAAUCAACUCUCUGCAGUCGCAUUGCCGUGAGAAAUUAUUAGAAGUUACAGCACGUUUUUUGACUACUGUUUUCGAUAAUUUCCAUCCAAAAAUCAUUUGCUCUACCAUAUAUGGAAUAGUUUUUCAUCUUAUUUAGAGCGAUCUGAUUCGUCAGAAUAUCCAUGAAAGCCCUGUCUGCUAUUUCCAAUGUAGAGGCGUUGCAUCUGUUCGCAAUCAGCAAAAUGUCAAAUGCUUCAGACACUAGUUGCACGGAUUGUUCUGAAUCGUCUUAUUGGGAUUAAGAAAACUUAUUACGAAAAACCAACAUGUCAUUUAUCUUUGACCCAUAUGCUCUUGCGGUAUACUCUAAAUAGAUAUCUUGAACUUUUUUGAGGUUGCAUAAUAAACCAUUGGUAUCUAAAUUUCUAUUUUAUGAAUAAGACUGCUUUGAAGAAAUUCGCCUCCAACGAACCGCCUCAUCAAGUUAUUCAGGAGCGAAAUCUGGUCUUCAUAAAGAAAUGGAGUUAAGGGCCAAUAACUUCUGGGCGUCUUCAAACGCAAUAUAAAAAAUGGCAGAUAAUUGAGUUACUUUAGUAAUUAACAAAAAAUAUAAAUGACAAUUAUAUAAUGUGAGGCUUAACGCCAGGUCUAUGGAAACUCGCCACUUUUAAUAUUCGUUUUGAAUUAGAAAUAAUGAGUCUCCCGAGAACCCUACAUGUACUAAAUUAUUUUCGAUACAGUAAGUUUAACAGACCUGGCCUGAAAAGUUGAUAUAUGAGUGCCAAUUAAACAUAAACGAAUCUUCUAUAUAAAUGUAAUGUCCUUAUUUAUUUAAACUGAUUUCUCACUACUUAAUUUAUUUAUACACUUUACUAGAUACUCUAAACUUUCCACUAUAUACUAAACUAUUCACUAUUCAAUAAAUUAUCCAUUAAGACUUAACUAUGCACUAACUUAUGUUCUAGAAUGUGAAGAAAUAAAAACGCCUUCUUAGAAAUUAAUUCAAUAAAAACGGUCAUAACAUACUGUAAAUAAGUUAUGAAAAACAGGACCGGUUUGACUGUCUACACCAGUAAACAAUUUUGUAACAUAAACAAAAACAUUUUUUACAAACAACAGCUACAUUUCUAUAAAUGUAACUUCUUAUUUUGUUCUCGUAAAAUAAAGUGUGACGUGAUUUAUAUAUUAAAACUCCGAAUUUGGAUUUUUAAAAACAAAAAUUACAAUUACAAUAUAUAUUUAUUAAGCAAAGUUAGAACAAAGAAUGAAUUAUGAAAAGAAAUACAGUUUUUAUUUAUCUUCUGUGUUUCCGCGAAGUCAUCACUUUGUUAUAUGUUGUCAGCUGUUACUUAAUAUGUAACUUGUGUAUCUUCAUCACACACGAAUGUUACCAUUUAAAUAUAUUGCCUCGAAGUGCUUUUUUGAGAGGUCCAAACAUGAAAAAAUCAAAUAGCAAUAAAUCUGAAUUUUAAAGUGGAUAAUCAAUUGCUUUCCAAUUCAUUUCCACUUGUUUCUGCUGUAUUGGGUCUACUGUACGAUGCCUGUCGUUGGUGUGCAAGAGCAACAUCUCACGUUUGGGACAAUCUCUUCUUUAAUGUUUUUUUUUUAAGCUCAACUUGAUUUAAAAGACCGCAGAAGAAACUGACGUCUUUGUAAGAAAUUUCCUAGUAGGACACCUCUCCAAUCUCAAAAAACGUGGUUAACACCUUCCCCGUAGAUAAUCGAAUUUUCAUUUUCACGGUGUUUUGUUUCUCUACUCCAUAUUUGCACGUUUUGAUUCGGAGGUGUAAUGAAAGCCCAUUUGCUCUCUGACGAUUGAUUAUACACCUUCCAUAACUGACACUAGUUCUACUCGUUAGAUGAGCUUACGAACACGUGGAGUUAGCCUAACACGUUUACAGAUUUGCUUGAAUUCGGUAGACCAAAGUAAAGGGUAGCUUCCCCAAACUAGGGAAGCAGUCUGCGGUAAAUUUCAAUUUUUUGCACGUUAUCAGAAUUAUCAUCAAGACUGAUACCUUCUUCGUCGUCUGGACAAUCCGGCUGAUGUGGAUUUCCUACUAUAGGUAUUUCCCAGCUAAAGACUACACAGAUACAGAUCUUCCCCACUCUCAACAACUAAAGGCCCGUUUAUAUUUUAUCUGGUGUAUACAAUAAAACAGUUAGUACGGUUUGUUUGGUGUUUAAUAAGAUUUUAAAGAAUAUCAGUAAUACCUCGACUCAAUUUCUAGUUAUAAGCUGUUUUAAAAUAUUCUCUUCGUCUGGAAGUUUCAUAAAAAAAUAAAUGUUUUCCUGAAAACGUGAGCAAACUUCAACUAUGUACAGACAAGAACAAGAAAUGGUCUUUUUAAGGAUGAUUACAAUCAUACUUUGUCAUAUUUAAAUAAAGCUAACAAUUUUGGUUAAAAGGAAAAUUUUCAGAAAAACAUUACAUGAGGCAACAAUGUCAACAAAAACUGUAUGGUUAUGUAGUAUGGAAUACAUGGCGAUAUACUCAAAUUAUAAAGUGUUAAAAGGUGUCAAUAUACAAAUAAACACCUUGAAUUUAUUAUUUUAGUUACUUUUUCAUAAUUUUGUAUAUAUGAUAAUAAUUUAUUAUAAUGAUUUAAUUUACUUGUCUCACGUAUGAACUAAAAUAUAAAAUAAUAAAAUAGCCGAAUGAAGCGCCACAGGUCUUGAGCAGGUUCUCUACAUUGAUUGCUCUCUUCUCUUUUCCACGUCUAGAAUGCAGUAAAGUUCAAUUUGACAGUAGUGCAUGUAUAAUUUUGUCAAAAUUAUUUAAUAAGUAUUAACUUUAUUUUACAAUUGUUAAUUAUUUUGUGAAGUAAUCGUAGGAGUAGAUUCGAAGAUGAGCUCUCUCUAUAGUUGAAAUAUACACUAAAUUGUGAUUAAAAGUAUUCUGUUGUUUGUUGUGAACAAAUUAUUAUCUUAAGUUUAAUUUUUCAAACACUGAUUAGUUAAAUUAAGUAACCUUAUUUUAUGUACUGAAUAUUAGUAUUUAUAUAUGUAUUCGUACUUUUUUUAUAUAAUUUUGAAGCUUACUUAUUAGAAUUUUUUACGAA
Diorhabda carinulata is the source of this 34019-nucleotide messenger RNA. Its product is annotated as protein bric-a-brac 1-like. The record is from RefSeq and is a predicted model, not a curated record. Gene Ontology annotation, cellular component: nucleus. The coding region runs from base 274 to 1431 and encodes 385 amino acids. Gene Ontology annotation, biological process: regulation of transcription by RNA polymerase II. Lineage: Eukaryota; Metazoa; Arthropoda; Insecta; Coleoptera; Chrysomelidae. The transcript has 5 exons. Gene Ontology annotation, molecular function: protein binding.